AUGCGGGUGAGGCUGAUAGCUACGAGGGAGCAGACUGCUGCUCUCUCUUGCUGCACCUCGCAGGUGCGGCGGAGUCAGCCUCUCAUUGCUAUGCUAACACAGCGCCGUGGCUGCAGUACACCCGAGCAGCAUGUGCAUCAUUAUCGGCCACAUGAUCUCCGCGGUGGCAGCCGAAAAAAAAUAUAUGCCGACGCUCCUGGAACUUCCAUUAAAGCAGCAUCAGCAGCAACAGUGAACGCAGCGUCGUCGGUGAAUCUUACGCCCGAAUCGGUUGCGCCACCGUCGCCGCUAACGGCUGACGUUGCCGUGGAGUACAUGGCGGCUCUGCGCGGGCUGCACCGCUCGCUGGGCAUCUCGCAUGCGGCGUCGCGGACCCGCUGGCAGGGGCGUGAGUUUCUUCAGCACGGCAUGCCGUGCAAAUCCGCCGCGAAGCCGCAGGAGAUGUGGGCCAUGACGGAGGCACUGGCCUGUGCCGUUGUGGUGACGUGUGCGCAAUUUGAAGUUGGAAUCUUCGAGUGCCCGUACGGCCGUGAUAGCGUCGAGUUCUUGAGAGCUUACUGGCAGGAACGGCUGUUAUCAUCAUCUUCGUCUUCGUUGUCAUUAUCGCUCUGCAGCUGCGAGGAGGCCUCUCUCCUCGGGCGGCUCACAAUGGCGGUGCUGGAGCAGCUUACCAGCCGCAGUUUCCGCGUCUCGGCGGGAAACCGUAUGCUGCUGUCGCAGCUUCUGUGUGAGGCAUUGCUUCCCGCCGUGGUGCAGCUGCUGCAGAGGGAUGCCCUCUUUAUGCCGACUGAUAGAAGCGGUGAAGGAGGUUCAUGUAUGACGGCGGAUCAGGCCACAGCAUUCUCGGUGUUACUCAAUACACUCACCAAGGCGGCGGCAGCGCAGUGGGUGCGACGUGAGGCGUCAGUGGACGCGCAGGAAUUCCUUUUUUUAGGGAUGCCAGCAUCCCUACUGCCUCCUAACUCAGAUGGCGCCUCGUGUGGGAUGCAUGCGAUUCAAGUGAAAGUUGCACCACUCUCACUGCCCAAACUGUCGCGGGUGCUGCGGCAGUACGCCAGCAGCGUUUCAUCGCUCCCGUUGAGGGAGACGGCAUUGCCAGUGCUUCGCUUCUUCACACUCACCCAGUGCGUCCCACUUUUCGUUGCGCAACAGGAUCACGACAACAGCAGUGGUGGCGACAGUAUUCAGACGGAAGAGGUAGCAUCGCUGGUGAAAUCCCUCACAUCUGUGCUGCAGACGGUUCUUGACCCUGGUUUCACAUCUUUGUCACACCAAGUGGCGAACAUUGCAUCUAUUUACGCACGCAUUCUAACUUUUCGCUCCGCUGCUAAUGGCAGUAGUAGUAGUAUUAGUGGUGGUGGUGGUGGUGACGCUGCUAUUAAGUCCCCGUUGUCGUGGGGAAUCUUCGAGGGAGUUAUGUUGGGGCUACAGGAAAACGUUUUUCAUCGAGUCGAGGCUCUCUCGCCAUCCGUUGUGAUGCUGCAUCUGUGCGAGCGCGUAGCACCACACGCGAAGAGGUAUCUAUUCUCGGAUCUGGCUGCAUUGCUGAGAGCACUUGCGAAGAUCUACCGCGUUGUAUGCAGACACCACGACGAGCAGUUACAACAGCUUCAACCGGUUUCACCUGUCAUGACGGAUGCUAGCGGUAUGGCAUGUCAGGUGUGCUGCGGCCAUGACGUGAGUGUGGCGCACUCUCGAUUCCAGCGUCGCCGUAGUAAUGCUCCCAUGUCGCCGCCACCGAGGCCAACUACGGCCAGUACAAUGGCGCAGGCGGUUCGAAAGGUUGCCCCAGGAUCACACCCACACUCAUUGGCGUCAUUAACUCCCUACGCCGUCAGCAGCGACGAUAUAGCGGAGAUUGAGGGCGAGCUGGAGGUGCUUCUGGAUGCCUGCGUCGCGGUCAUUGAGAGACAUAUGUUGUCAUCGUGCAUAAGACGUCCGGUGUUGGUGGCACAGCAGUCCGGCACAUCUUUGCCCAUUGCUGACAAGGACAACAACUACAACAUUGCAGGAGCAAAGACUGAGGGACUCGAAACUGUUGGCGUGUCACGUGCCAAGGCACUUGGAGGAAAAAGUCGACUACUGAGGAGGUCCCUCUCUAGCAGGGAGCUUGUGAUGAUUGCCGAGGGUAUUCAUGUUCUGAGCUGGCGGCCAUUUGUAGCGUUUCAGGAACGACUGCUUCUUGCACUAUCAUCGGAGAUUGGACAGGAUGAGUUGGAACCAGUACAGUACGCACACCUUGUUUGCCUGCUCCUGCGUGCACCCCCUGCACUUCCCUCUGACAUCUUCCACGCUGUUGGUGAUCGUCUGAAGCGACUCAUCCAUGCCGAAGCUGUUACAGCACCAACAGGUCCGGAAGACACCAACGAAGUGAUUGCCGUGGCUCACGUGCGCCCGCUGCAAGACCAGGCACUGUCUCUAAAUGAUUCAUGCGCUGUUGUCUUUGCCUUUGCGCAGAAGAUGGGUGAAAGCGCACUCCCACUCCUGCAUGACCUCCUUGUACGCUGCGGCCAGCGCGUCCUCUGCGACUGUGGCACACCUGAGGCGUGCAGAGACAGCAACACUGUCGUUGCUCUGACGAUGUUUGUGGUGAGUGCGACGUGGGCAAUUGCCCAUGCGGCGGACGGUCGUGCAGUUUCCUUCAUUGCAGCUUCUCGCGACCAUGCGGCUUGUGUCUUGGCGGCGUGUGCCAGCGGGUCUGAUGCUGCUUCUCUCUCUUCGCUGAUGCCCACGAUUCGGGAGCAGGCUUUCGCCUGCAUGAUGCUGGAAGGGUCAGGCGGGCUGUACGACGGUGGACCUGCUGUGGCGGCGUUGCGCGAGCGUCUGCAGGAGGCCUACAUCUCAUGUGCUGGUCGGUGCGACAGUGUGGAGGUGGCUCGGUUUGCUGCGGGGUUAUUCGCAAGUGGCCCACUUGAUGUGUCGUGCGACAGCGCAGAGACGCAGGCGAGCGGCACCACGCUGCUGCAGUUUCCGCCAUGGAUGAUUGCCCCUCUGAGGCUGCAGGAGCGGUGCGUGCGUGGUGGUCGGCUACUUGCCGUGUCGUUCCUGCCGCUUCUCCGCAGUGGUGGUAGUGGUGGUGUUGGCAACGAUACUAUCACUUCUGCUGUAACCUGUCUGUUGGCGGUAGUGCGACUCCACUGCCGUACCUUCGCCACGCUUGUUACGACGCUUCGUCUUCUGCGGGCGACGGACGCCGCGCUGCUUGUCAAUACUGCUGUGCUUGAGGUGGUGCUUCGGAAGGUGACGCAGCUGACGCGGCGAACAGCACGCCCGCUGGAUUUAUUUCUAUUCUUUACCAUGUACGGUGACUGCCCGCCGGUGGUGUCGGCGUGCCUGGGCGAGCUCAGCGCAGAGGCGCAGUGCUUUGAUUCCAAGAACGCCUUUGUGCCUAUUGUCCAAAUCAACGCGGCAGUGCGGGCGGUGCGUCGGUUGCCGUCGAGUGCGUUGCGGCAGCGGUGGUUCGCAGCAGUGACGCCUCUGAUCCUGCACGCCGUUGCCGUGUCGUGGGAGACGCUCGACGUUGUGCUGGACUUGGUGGAGCUGGUGGGCGCCGACGACCCUGAGCUUCUGCAGGGUAUUCUCAGGUCGUCAGCGUCGGUGCAGGCGAUUCACGAGACGUUCAGCUUUACGGCGCCGGGCGACACACUGCUGCGGCUGCUGUUGUUGCUGCAGGGUGGCAACUCCUCUCACCGGACAGUACGUCGACUACACCUGGCCGCGGUGAAAUUGCUGCAGAGUGGCAAGGUCUUCCUGCCGCUGGACCGACUGGCGCAGGCGAUGCUGCUGCCGUCCAUCGAGGGAACGACACUCGACCGACGACUGAAGCGAUAUUUCGUGUUCCGCAUAGAGAAACUGCUGCGGCCUCCACGCCUGUCUUCUCCACGCGCUGCAGAUGAUCAUGAUCAAAAAACAUCUGCAAUGUUGACAUCCAAGGAGCGAGAACAGCAGGGAUGGGAUGAGUCAUUGAAUUGCCUGGAACUGGAGCACUGGCUGGCGCUUCUGCGCUACUCUCCCAUAGGCACACCCUCCUCUUACAGACUGCUUAUGACGAUGAAGCAGGACAGGGCUGACGCUGCGCGGCGGAAAGGAGGUCGAACGCUGACCACAGCUGUGGAGACGGCAACACCAAGAAUAACCACAGCCACCGCUGCAGCAGCACCACCAACGACUCAACACGAACAUUCAGCCUUCUCUUUUCUGGAGGAGCAUGAUGAAAGUGCCAACAGCAGUGGUACAGGGGAGUCAUGUGGUAGACGUAGUCGGCGUCUUUCGGUUGUGUACACCUUCUCGGAGCGCACCAUCUUGUGCCUGCGUCAAUCAUUGGGUGCGUCACGCUUCAUUGUGUUUGUGAGUGAACUCUUGCGCCACAGCUCGAGUAUGGCGUCUGACGCACUUUUUCCACAGCCAACAGGUGCCUGCGAGGGCCCAUGGAUGUACGACGGCAGCCCUUCUCCGCUCGCUGACGAGCGUGUGAAGCCAUUCGUGCGCUUGGCAAGCUGUCUAGUGGAAGAUAUGUCGGCUGAUCUGGGAGGCUUUCUCCAGCGUGAACAUGCGCAACAACAGCUCCACUCACAACGAUCUGUAGGGAAACCUCUCGAUAAGGAAGUCACUUUAGACAUUGGAGCCGUUCUCGACUACGUGCAGCUGCUUAACCUGUACGACACACCACGGACUGAAGAGCGGCUGCUGCUGCUCUCAAGCGGUGCGGGGGGAGACAUAUUCGAUGAUGCUGUGUCUCUGCCGCAGAGGCACCUCUGCCGACUGCUGUUGCAAGUGCCCCAGCACUGGGGAUCAACAUCGUCUGUUGCUCCUGCCUCUCGUGGUGGUGGUGAUGGUGGAGGUGAUGUGGUGCGUGUGCGUCUCUGCAACAUCUCUUCGGUCUUUGACUACUGCUGCACACCGGCGGUUUGCUGUUUGCCAUUCGGUACUUCAGACAUGCCAGAGGGGCUGCGCCGUUCACUUUCGGACAUGUUUGGCACCAAUCGCCCGCUUCUAAGUGAUGUGUUACUGCCACUGUCAGCUGCGCAGUCUCUGCAGAAAACUCUCGACAGCGCCAUCAAGAGACGGCUUCUAGACGCACUGAUGCAAUGCGUAGUGCGUGAUGGGGAGUCGCCCGCCACCACGAGGGCGCGGCUCGCAACACUUGGUCCGCGUGAUUUGGCCUGCGUCGUACAGGCAUGCGUGAUGCGGGAAGCGGCUUCUGGUGGUGAUGCUGAUGCUGUGCGGCACAGCAGGAAAAUGGCAGCGGCAAAUGCAGUGGAGCUGCUGACGGAUAUGCUGCCGAGCACGAAGGCGGAGGACCUCCACGACGUUGUGCUCGCACUUCUCCCGUUGACAGCUUCCGAAGCACAACAGCAGCACCAGCAACGACAUCUAUCGAAUGCGCAACUUCAGGGAGAUACGAUGGCUGAGGUACGUCGCUUCCUCGCGCACGUCGCGGUUGUAAUGGGGAAUGACACAGAGCGCUUCCCGCUACCGCUGAUGCUCGCCAUUCUGAGGCGCCUCCACCUGCCGCAUGGCCUUGUCUCACCAGCUGCUGCGCAGAUGAUGCUGGCGAGCCUUCACGCGACACAUGACUCGGCAGACCAGCAGCAACAGACGGAUGACGACGGCAAGGGACAUCUACCAGAGAGUGGAGUCCAGGCAGUGAGUAAAAAGGGACACUACACGGCAACGGUAGCGCUGCUGCGGAGUAUCGUCGCGUCGUCGUCGUCGUCGUCGUCCCAAAUUUUGGACACCGCAUGA
Messenger RNA from Trypanosoma grayi, 5745 nucleotides. RefSeq lists its product as hypothetical. The record is from RefSeq and is a predicted model, not a curated record. Lineage: Eukaryota; Euglenozoa; Kinetoplastea; Trypanosomatida; Trypanosomatidae. The coding region runs from base 1 to 5745 and encodes 1914 amino acids. The transcript has a single exon.